Molecule: messenger RNA, 4965 nt
Organism: Clonostachys byssicola
Lineage: Eukaryota; Fungi; Ascomycota; Sordariomycetes; Hypocreales; Bionectriaceae
Source: the annotation of a GenBank genome assembly
AUGCUGCAUCCAGCCCUUAUUGUUUGGUGGUUUUGGGCAGGUUUUGCCGUCGCUGAUGAAGGGGACGAUUUCGCGAACAAUCUAUUCUCUGAUCUGGCACCUCUGUUGGCCCUUUUCGGAGAACGAGUUACCAUGCAAUUCAUGAGCCAGUCCAUGGGUUGGGCGGAUAACUUGAUACUUGCCAUGGGCCCAAUAGGAAUAGUGACAAUCAUCGUCAGCGCCAUCAGAGUUGGUGGUCCGAACUGGAUGAGGGUCUUGGUCGGAAGAGCGAAGGAGAACCUUGCGGCUGCCGAAAUGGAGCUCCUGUCAUCUACUUCUAAGGAAGUUUGCGAGCUCUGGAAUGGGGCAGAAGUUGUUAGGUGUAUGGGAAAAUGCCCUCUGACAGAGUUCAUCAUCCUUGUCCCCAACAAGGGGGUAAACAAGGACUCUCACGUUGUAGUCCGUGAUAAGUGGGAGACGUAUCUGGAAGAAGCUAAACACAAAACAGCCGUUAUUCAAACAUCUCCCGGUAAAACAUCCGUUAAUAGUUCUUCAGAUGAAGAAAAGGGGCAAACAAAAAAUGGAAAUCCGGAAUCUGAGGAUAAGCCACCCCCAGUCCAUGGCAAUAAUGGCACAGAAAAUCAGGCCACCAAGGACGAACAAAACUCCGAUGAAGAUAAGAACAACAUCAUUAUCAUACGAAUUAACGACAAAAAGGUUGAAAAUGUUCCAAACAUAUCUUUGAAUUGCUACAAGCUUCCCAGCUCCAGGGAACUUUGGAUAGUUGCCAUUAUUGGGACCAUUCUCCAGCUUGGAGUCGUGGCAUUCUGGGGCUGUGCUACAUAUUACCGAACGCUACGGUUCCCCAAAGGCGGUAAAGAAGUUCCGGAGUAUGCAUAUCCUUGCGCUGCAACUGGAACGGUACUCUUGCUGUUCGGUAUGAUACUUUGCUCGCAUGUUGUUGAGAGCAGGACUAAGGAGCGGAAAUAUGUUCCACGUGGAAUGGCGCACGAUGUCUACUUUUGUUGGUUACAGCAAGAAAAGAUUGUGAACGACCAGUCAUUCAACUCACACAUUAUCUAUUGCGAAAAGAAAAACAAGUACAUCGUCAUGUCGUGGCGAGAUGGCGAAGAGAGCAGAUUGAAAACACUUACCUUUUUCUCAUCACUCAUUUCUCUUGCUGGAUUCGUCGUACAAUUCGUCGGUUUGCGGGGAUUGCACUGGUCUGCCUCUGUUAGUCAACUUGUCAUCGUAGGGGUCAUGCUUGCUUGCAAAGCAUGGGUUCGCCGUGGGCUCGCCAGCCCCCCAGAAAGCAGUGACUCCCUCAAACCGGGAUUUGAGCUUGAGUGGCUCACCAAAGUACUGUGCGAGCCAAGUGAACCACGUCAGGAACCGCUCCUAGAUUUAUCUCGAGAUUCAGCUGUAGAACCACCUCAAAAGCCACAUCAAGAUUUAUCUCGAGACUCAUCUCAAAAGUUAACAGAGGAACCACCUCAGAAACCACCUCAAAAUUCAUCUCAAGAACCAGACCAAGAGCCGGACCAAGAACCAGACCAAGAACCGGACCAGAAACCAGCUCAACAUCCACAUCAAGAAGUAUCUCAAAACUCAUCUCAAAAUUCAGCUCAAGAUUCACCUCAGGGGCCAGCCCAAGGUCCAGCUAUUAAACCACCUCAAGACCUGGCUCUGAAUCUAGCUCUCGAGUGGAUUAAGGAAAAGAUAGAGGAACUUCGGGCUUCCAGACCUCAAGGUUCUGACUCGUUCAUCAGAUCGUUGCGCAGAGUCUGGGCAUGUAUUCGGAUUUUAUUCCUCAGGUUCUUGAAUGCAUUCUUUAGCGACGCUGGAGAUGCAAAAUGGUCUGAUAAUCAAGGCCUAGGGCACCGGUUUGUCGCGUGGUUCAUCAAGAAAUUGCACAGAAAAUAUGGUACAGGUGCCGUUUUUCAGUGGUUCAAGGAUGGAUUGUCGUCUGCGCCGGCAACUGACAACAAGGGAGUAGCCGGUAAACCGGCACAAAUACCAGACUGGAUGAUAAAUAAUUUUGGAAAGCCCGAGCUUCGAAUGGCUAAGGCCGCAAUAGGGUCGCCGGCACACAGCAUGAUGACGCUCCGUCGAGAUUUGGGUCGAUUGGCUGACUGGCCAGAGCGUCCGUCUAAAGCAUCAAUCGCUGUUACGAAAUCAAUUGAAAUCGCGAUGAACACACUUUUCCCCAAAGUCGUUGAAGGUACUGCGAAACCCACCUACUGGUCCAUAAAGAGCUCGAAGGACCAGGUGAUUGAUUUCCAGAUCGAGUACAAGAAUGGAAAUUUCACGGUCGAUUUUAUGGAAAUGGACGCGAUUCUAUCUCUGUGGCUAUUUUCUGAUAGCCAGCAAUACUCUGAAGACGAAUCUAAACGGUCAAGAGAGGAUGAAAAAACUGAUUCUUGGCUGAGAAGCAAAGGAUUGCUACCAGGGUCUGCCCUCUGCCUCCUCGGACCUUAUUCAGAAGCGUUGCACCGAGACAUAUGGUGGUGGAUGCCCACGAAGGAAAUGCCAAUUUUCCGAGUUCAGAAACGUGAAACGGCGAAGCCAGAUUAUGACUCUGUUGAAAACUUACGUGAAAGAUACGGAAGAGUCGUUGGUAGCGUUUCUGAAUAUGAAUGGAUCGAGAAACUGAAAACCAGACUGAAAAUCCUGGAUUUGGUCUACGCCCAACACAUAUUCUCCGCCUUCAUGAGCGCAGCUGCUACGGACAACUCUGUUCACGUUAAUCCUUCGAAGACGACCUUACGGACAGAAGCCACUAUCAAUGGUGACGCGUGGAGAUCCUUCGCAGUCAAAAACGAAACUCUUUCUAAAAUGGCCAUUGAAAUCCAACAAACAGGUCUUGGUAACCUGGAAGAAAUCUACCAAUGUAUUCUCCCUUCUCUUAGUCUCUCAAACAAACUGCCUCAUCCCGAUGGCAUGAUCGAACUAGCACGAAAAGAUGCUAGAGUACAUGAAAAGGCCGGGCAAUGGGAAGAGGCUGGGAGAAUAUACUUAUCCCUGAUGCGCAGGAUAAAAACGUAUCCCAAUGAGAGCGUCAUCGCAAUUAAAGCUGCAGCAACAGUAAUGCUAUUUUGGAGACAAGUUGUCUUUGGAAUUAGCACCGAGAUGGCCGGAGAUACGGCGGUAGAAGCAAUGGGAGAGAAAUUGGAAAAGCAGUUGAAAGAUAUCAACGAGAAAACCUUCCGCCAGCUAAUGAGUCUUUAUAUUACCCAGGGCCGUGGUCGUCCCUGGGAGGACGAACCGGCUAGACGGUUGAGCUUGAAUUUUUUCCGAAAUGAAUUUGGCAUCACUGCAUCCCACAAUGACGCUAGAAACUGUGAUCUGCGGAAUGUGUGGAAUGCCCAAGACAUGAGGUCCACUGAUAUCUUUGGUUGGACACCACUCCACUAUGCUUCAGCCGCAGGACCAUCACCGGAGGAACACAGGUUCCAUGUGCUUGAUACAAUAAAACGCCUUGCAGAAAGUGCAGACAUCAAUGCGCGCGAUUUGAUCGAAUGGACUCCGCUACAUUAUGCUUGCUGUGAUGGAGAAAUAGGCGUGGUGCAGACAAUUAUCCGGUUUGGCGCAGACGUGAAUGCGCAGGGGACAGAUAACUUCACGCCUCUUCACUGUGCGGCUUACCACGGCCACAAAGAGAUCGUCGCCGCAUUGAUUGAAGCAGGAGCCAAUGUUAACUUCCAAGACGUGUUUGGCAAUUCUCCAUUGUUCUGGGCUAUAAGGAAACGCCACGAGCCCGUUUGUCGCCUACUUUAUGAAAUCCCGGAUUUGAAUAAGAAAUUACGAAACUUCAAGGGAAUGACUGCUCUCCAUCAAGCUGCAGGUUUUGGUAACCAGGCAAUAGUGGAGCUGCUACUGCCUGACCAGGAUGUCAAUACAAGAGACCGCGCCCAGCAAACCCCACUGCAUCUGGCAGUGAAACAUGGGCAGGAGCAGGCUGUCAUAGAGCUUUUGAUUGAAAAGGGAGCGGAAAUCGAGGCCACGGCCAUGCAUUCUCAGACCCCACUACACAUGGCAAUAGCAGCAGGGCGAGAGGCAGUUAUUAAGCUGCUUAUUACAAAGGGUGCAGACGUCGAAGCUAAAACUGACCUAGGGCAGAACCCCCUAUCUAUAGCAGUAGUGGCAGGGCCAGAGGCGGUUAUUAACCUGCUCCUUGAGAAGGGUGCACAAAUUGAAAAUCUCAACGUGGGUUAUUCACUACAUCUAGCAGCAGAGCUAGGUCGAGAGGCAGUUGCUAAGCUGCUGCUUGAAAAGGGUGCAGACAUUGAGUUUGAAAAUGCCGAGGGGGAAACCCCACUACAUGUAGCAGCAUGGAAAGGUCGAGAAGCAGUUGUUAAGCUGCUGCUUGAAAAGGGUGCAGAUAUGAGGUUUCGAUCCACGGCAGGCCAAACCCUGCUACACACAGCAGCAUUGGCCGGGCAUGAGGCGGUUAUUAGGCUGCUGCUUGAAAAAGGUGCCAAUUUCACGGCUCAAGAUUUCCAAGGCAAGAUUCCACUACAUGCAGCAGCAGUCAGAGGGCGUGAGGCGGUUGUUAGGCUGCUGCUUGAAAUGGGUGCAAAUAUUGAGGCUCAAGAUGCAGAAAACCGGACACCACUAUAUACGGCAGUAUCGUCAGGGCAUGAGGCGGUUGUUAGGCUACUGCUUGAAAAGGGUGCAAACAUUGAGACCAAGGCUAGUGGAAAGUACAGUCACACCCCGCUACACGUAGCAGCAGGGAUGGGGUAUGAGGCGGUUGUUAGGCUGCUGCUCGAUAAGGGUGCAAAUACCAAGGCUCAAGAUAUAGAAGGCAAGACGCCACUACAUAUAGCAGCAGAGAUUGGUCGAGAGGCAGUCAUUAAGGUGCUGCUUGAAAUGGGUGCAGACCUUGAGGCUAAAAGUGGUCAAGGCAAAACCCCACUAAUUAUGGCAGAAGAGGCUGGAGAAGAGGCGGCUGUUCGGCUGUUGCGUAAUUAUGUGCAGAUGUAA